Molecule: messenger RNA, 1347 nt
Organism: Arctia plantaginis
Lineage: Eukaryota; Metazoa; Arthropoda; Insecta; Lepidoptera; Erebidae
Source: the annotation of a GenBank genome assembly
AUGGAGGGCGCGGACAACCAGGAUGAUGUACUGGAGUGGGAGGCGCUAUACCUGCGCCUGCCUUUGCAGAACUCGUCAUGGAACGCCACAGAGUGGGACCCCGCUAUAUGGAACGUCACAGUGGUGCCAAAUGCCACUUGGUGGGAGUCUUCCGCGCCCUUCGAGUCACCUGCAGCUCUCGCCCGCGCUGCUGCCAAGGCUGUUAUACUUGGACUACUUAUUCUUGCCACGGUUGUAGGUAACGUUUUCGUGAUAGCAGCGAUUCUAUUAGAGAGGCACCUUCGGAGUGCAGCAAACCAGUUGAUCCUAUCGCUGGCGGUAGCUGAUUUACUGGUAGCGUGUCUAGUAAUGCCACUCGGAGCUGUGUACGAGGUAGCUCAGCGCUGGACGCUGGGCCCCGAACUCUGUGACAUGUGGACUUCUGGUGAUGUGCUGUGCUGCACUGCCUCCAUACUACAUCUUGUUGCUAUUGCACUUGAUAGGUACUGGGCUGUGACUAACAUCGAUUACAUCCAUGCAAGAACUGCACGCCGUGUAGGUCUUAUGAUCACCUGCGUGUGGAUCGUUAGCUUCCUUGUGUGCAUUGCACCUCUGCUGGGAUGGAAAGAUCCUGACUGGGAUCGUCGAGUCUCAGAAGACCUGCGCUGCGUCGUGAGUCAAGACGUAGGUUAUCAAAUUUUCGCCACUGCAUCUUCGUUUUAUGUGCCAGUUCUCGUAAUAUUAAUAUUAUACUGGCGAAUAUACCAAACUGCAAGGGUAAGAAUACGUCGGCGGAGAGGAGCAACGACUCGAGGAGGAGUUGGGCCCCCACCAGUGCCUGCAGGCGGAGCGCUGGUCGCGGCAGGAGGGAGCGGUGGCAUCGCCGCUGCUGUUGUCGCCGUCAUUGGGCGACCCUUACCUACUAUGUCCGAAACAACCACAACCGGCUUCACAAACGUGUCGUCUAACAAUACUAGCCCCGAAAAACAGUCGUGUGCGAACGGUCUCGAGGCAGAUCCCUCAACUACGGGGUAUGGCGCCGUAGCUGCAGCCUAUUACCCGACCCUUGUUCGACGAAAACCCAAAGAAGCUGCAGAUUCGAAGCGUGAGAGAAAAGCGGCAAAGACAUUGGCAAUAAUUACAGGCGCUUUCGUUGCGUGCUGGCUUCCCUUCUUCGUGUUGGCAAUUCUAGCGCCGACAUGCAAUUGCGAAGUAAGCCCCGUUCUGACGUCACUGUCUCUAUGGCUCGGCUACUUCAACUCGACUUUGAACCCUAUUAUCUAUACGGUGUUUAGUCCAGAGUUCAGACACGCGUUCCAGCGACUGUUGUGCGGCCGGCGAACACGCCGCCGCCGCGCCCCGCCGUAG